This is a messenger RNA of Meriones unguiculatus (Mongolian gerbil), 1050 nucleotides long. RefSeq names its product H-2 class I histocompatibility antigen, Q10 alpha chain-like. The coding region runs from base 1 to 1050 and encodes 349 amino acids. Lineage: Eukaryota; Metazoa; Chordata; Mammalia; Rodentia; Muridae. Gene Ontology annotation, biological process: antigen processing and presentation of endogenous peptide antigen via MHC class I via ER pathway, TAP-independent; immune response; antigen processing and presentation of endogenous peptide antigen via MHC class Ib. Gene Ontology annotation, cellular component: external side of plasma membrane. The transcript has 6 exons. The record is from RefSeq and is a predicted model, not a curated record. Gene Ontology annotation, molecular function: peptide antigen binding; signaling receptor binding.
AUGAGGACUCCAGCUCCCCAAAGUUUCCUCCUGCUGCUCUUGGCUGCCCUAGCUCCAACUCCCACCCAAGCCGGCUCACACUCGCUAAGCUAUUUUGAAAUCGCCAUGUCCGGGCCUGGCCUCCUGAAGCCCCGGUUCAUCUCCCUUGGCUACGUGGAUGAGUUGCAGUUUGCGCACUUCGACAGCAAUGAGCAGAGUCAGAGGUUGGAGCCGCGAGCGCUGUGGGUGAAGCAGAUAGAGCCAGAGCGUUGGGAGCGAGAGACACUGAGAGUCAAGAAUCACGCACAGAAUGCCCAAAGUCUCCUAGAGGACGCAAUCAAAGAAUACAACCAGAGCCAGGAUGUCUCUCACACUUUCCAGUGCAUAACUGGCUGCACCGUUGGGCCGGACGGGCGCCUCCUCCGAGGGUACAGUCACCAUGCCUACGAUGGCCAGGAUUACAUUGCCUUGAGCGAAGACCUGAAAAGGUGGAAUGUGGCUGACUCAGCGCCUCAGAUCACCCAGCAAAGGUGGAAGGACUCUGGUGUGGCUGAGAUGGUCGGGGCUUUCCUGGAGGUGGAGUGUGUGCAGACCCUCCGUAGCUACCUGGAGCUGGGCAAGGAGAUCCUGUUGCGCACAGAUGCCCCGAAGGUACAUGUGACCCACCACCCCAGACCUCAAGGGGACGCCACCCUGAGGUGCUGGGCCCUGGGCUUCUACCCUGCUGACAUCUCCCUGACCUGGCAGUUGGAUGGGGAGGACCUGACCCAGGACAUGGAGCUUGUGGACACCAGGCCUGCAGGGGAUGGGACCUUCCAGAAGUGGGCAGCUGUGGUGGUGCCUGCAGGAGAAGAGCAGAGAUACACGUGCCAUGUGCUGCAUGAGGGGCUGCCUGAGCCCCUCACCCUGAAAUGGGAGACACCUCAUCCCAUCAUCCACAUCAUGGGAAUCACAGCUGGUCUGAUGCUUUUUGGAGUUUUGGUCACUGGAGUUGUGGCUGCCAUUGUGAUAAGGAAGAAGAGGAGCAGAGGUAGGGAAGGGUUUGUAUCCGAGGAUUUUUAUGAAAGAUGA